AUGAUCCGUCAGACACCCGACCACGGUAUCAUAAUGUUGAUCGUUUAUUUCCUGUUGGUGUUGGGCGCUGGACGUCUCAUCGAUGCCGAAAAAGCCAAGUGUUGCGGCCGCGUGACCGGGAACUGUAGGAGAGCCUGCGAACAAUUGGCUGUUUUACAAGAAUACCCAAAAGACAAAAUAGCUGGACGGAUAACCGAUUUUUAUAAUCAAUGUUCCUCAAAAAAUGUCCGACACGUUGAAUGGUGUAUGUCGUCUUCGGCUCAAGAUACCGAGAUAAAGUGGCUGGACGCGGCUAGGAAGUGCUGUGACGUGGCCAGGUCGGACGGCUGCCAACUGUCCUGUUUGGACCCGAACUCUGGGUCCCGGUCGGUGCACAAGAACUGCCAAGACGAAACGGAUUUCUUCAAUUGCCUGCAACACCAACAGGUCAAAGAUACGUGUUGCGGUGACAAAACGGACGCCGUACAGUGUCAAAUCGCGUGCGAAAAAUUCCUGGCCAACACGCCGUCCAUCAACCGACACGCGGCCAACCAGGAAAUCCUCGACCUGUGCUCGGCCGACCGACGGGACACUCGUUCCGCCACCACCGCCACCACAUCGGUCGAGCUGCACCGCCGGUGUACCCGAAAUACGACUGCCAGACGACCGUCAUCAGACGGACACAAAUACUUGCACUGUUGCAAGUUGGCCUCGGACACGCAAUGCGAACAAGCCUGUCAGGACAGCCUGCGCAGAAAAUUCGACUCAGACGUAGAGGCAGUCGACAGUUUGGAGGGCAGAGGAUGCGGAUCACCAUCGUUGGAUGACCGGUUUUGGCAAUGUUUCUUGCAAAGCGAACGGGCAGAGCAGAAAGAUACGUCGGCGCCGGCACCGAUGUCACAAAUAGAGAAACUCGGCAUGGACAGCGUGAAACUGCAUUGUUGUGAUAAGGCCACUAUAGCGGGAUGCCGCAAGCUUUGUUUGAAGACGUUCACUAACGAAUGGUCUUCGUCGUGGAACGACUUCAACUCCGAAUGUUUGUCGCAUCCCAACGAAGAUCAGCUGCUCAAGUGUUUGGACGACGUCGAAGAACCGUGCGAUCUGGGCUGCGACGGACUGAACUACUGUACGGUGUUCAACAACAGGCCUACUGAGCUGUUCCGGAGUUGUUCGCCGCAGACGGACGACGCGGCCCACUACGACAUGACGCUGUGGCGUCAGCGUGGCACCAUCACGCUGUUCAAUUACGAGCUGCCGCUGAAGAACAUCACAAAGUGCCUGCCCGAUAGCUGGAAGGCCGUGGCCUGCAUCCUGCAGAUACGGCCGUGCACCAGGCAAUCUCACGUCAACAAAAUUUGCAGGGACGACUGCCUAGAGCUAUUGAGCACGUGCCUGGACUGGACGAACUCGGCGCCAGGGCUGUCGGCGAACGCCCUUUGCGCACGGUUGUCACCCAUCUCCGGGCCUUGCGUGCCGCUCGGAGCUUUCGCGGAACUCGAGGCACCCCGUCCGGCGCCGCCCCGACUACAGACGGACCUACAGCACGCGGCGGUAGAAGACUUACCGGAAGUGACCACCCCGUGCAAGCGGAACCCCUGCGCACCGGGCUCGGUGUGCCUGGUCAACCGCGGUUGCAGGAUCGGCCGCGGGUGCAAGCCGUACCGAUGCGUGGCCGGGUGCAAGGCGGGCGAGGUGUCGCACUUCCUCGUGCCGGAAGACUCGUACGCCCGCAUACCGACGUUCAACGGGCAAAAGGGAUGCGUCAAGAUCUGCUUGUGCACCAAGAGAGGCAUCGAAAAGUGCCAGCAGGUGCCUUGCUCGCAGAUACAGUCCUGUUGGCUGGUCGGCAAACCGAUCGACCACGGAUCCACGUUCGAGAUGGACUGCAACACGUGCAACUGCUUCGCCGGCGAGAUCACUUGCACGAAGAAACACUGCGAGCCCGCGACGGUAAACGCCGUGUCCCGGUACAGGCACACCGGACUGCCGUGCAACUGUGCCCCACACCACGUGCCCGUCUGUGGUUCCAAUGGCAACACGUACCCCAACUCGUGUUUGGCCAAGUGUGCCGGCCUGUCAGAUGUGGACCUCAAGUUCGGCACUUGCUGGAACGACGAUCCGUGCGCCGGCGACAACGCUUGUCGUUCGGACGAGAGGUGCGUGCCCGCCCGUCAGGUGUGCUUGUCCAUGUUGAAGAAGUCUUGCGUCCAAUACAAAUGUGUUUCAGAGAAGACAUCGUGUGACGACGCACCUAAAAGCGUUGUGUGCGACACUGACGACGGGGAACACUCAAACCUGUGCCACCUGUUGCGGUCCGGCAAAACGCUUGCAUACAGCGGCCCGUGCCUGGUGGGAUGCAACUCGACGGGACGCGUAUGCGGCGUGGACGGCAACACUUAUCCGUCUGAGUGUGUGGCCUUUGCGGAAUCAACGAGCGUCGACUACCCGGGACCGUGUGCAUCUUCCGGGUUCAUCGGGCAUAACGGUCGGCCCUACUGCGCGGCUAAGGGUGCGGUAGACUGUCCGAAACUGCCUCAGCAAGGAUGUCUGGGCAUCACGCCACCGGGGGCCUGCUGUCCCAAGUGCGCCGGAGCUCUGCAAAUACUCUUCAGUCAAAAACAAGUUGACCGAGUGAUGCAUACGCUGAAAAGGCCAUCGGUGAACGCGUUGAACACGAAGUCUGUUCUCCGGGCUUUAGACAGACACGUGCUUGUGGCUGAGUGUGUGGUCCGUGGCCACCUGACCAUGUACCAGGACCUACUGGUGCUCGUCGAGUCCACGGUCCGGAACCCGACCAGGCUCCAACUUGAGGCGUGCAUCAGAGAGUCAGAGAAGCUGGCCACGCUGCUGGAGACGUCCAGUCCCCGGGUCAUGAUUGACCUGAGUCUCAGCACGCUCAUCUCUGCCAGUCCAGUGCACGAGAUGGUCACCGACGGCGAUGCCAGCGAUGCCGCCCCCGCCUUUGAUCUUCGGGCCCACGUCGCCGCCACGAUCACGUCGCUGAUUCUGACACUGCUCAUUCGUUAA
Macrosiphum euphorbiae (potato aphid) is the source of this 3006-nucleotide messenger RNA. The record is from the annotation of a GenBank genome assembly. NCBI's taxonomy places the organism in Eukaryota, Metazoa, Arthropoda, Insecta, Hemiptera, Aphididae.